Molecule: messenger RNA, 1189 nt
Organism: Anopheles merus
Lineage: Eukaryota; Metazoa; Arthropoda; Insecta; Diptera; Culicidae
Gene: Rpe
Product: ribulose-phosphate 3-epimerase
Exons: 3
Coding region: 444-1130 (228 amino acids)
Biological process (GO): pentose-phosphate shunt, non-oxidative branch; carbohydrate metabolic process; pentose-phosphate shunt
Cellular component (GO): cytosol
Molecular function (GO): metal ion binding; D-ribulose-phosphate 3-epimerase activity
Source: RefSeq, a predicted model, not a curated record
CAAAUUUGGUGUUCGAAGGAAGCUGUAGCAUAAUUUACAGGAAAUUAGUUAUCUUAACUUUUACUGUUUUUGUUCAAUUUAUCAUCCAAUUCCAAUUCUCCCCCCACUAAGGAAAUGGAGCCUUGGGAGUGGGACGCCUCGUCACUGGAACUGUCAUUUCAACACAGGGUCGUAGCUUCUGAGAAAUAUCAUCUCGGAAUUGCUUAACAAAAAUAAUUAUUAAAUAAGUAUUUAGCAGUGUAAUCGUUUCACUUGACAGAACUAUAACAAAUCCAUAUUAUAAUGAAAGCAUACCGGUCACAGCCCGGUUACAUUUGUUCCAGCCGUUAGCGUAGCGGCAUGUUGUUUGACCUUGCAGCGAUAACGGCACGCAAGUGUCUACAGCAGACUUGAGAGGACAAGACAAAAGAUCCCGCGCUGUACAAGAAGAAAGUUGCACCAAAAUGGCUCCACUCAGUGCUCGCAUUGGCCCAUCGAUUCUUAAUGCCGAUCUGUCCCAGCUGCACGAGGAAUCGGAGAAGCUGCUCGCGAACGGUGCCGACUAUCUGCAUUUGGACGUGAUGGACGGUACCUUCGUGCCGAACCUCACCUUUGGCCAUCCGGUGGUGAAGUGUUUGCGAAACAAAAUCAAGGAUGCAUUUUUCGAGACGCACAUGAUGGUGCAGAAUCCCCAGCAGUGGAUUGAACCGAUGGCCGAUGCCGGUGUGCAGCAGUACACAUUCCACAUCGAACCGGUCCUCGAUAGCGUAGCGGACGUCUGCAGGAAGGUGCGCGAGUCUGGCAUGAAGGUCGGGCUGGCGCUCAAACCGGGCACGGCGGUGGAAGCGGUCCAGCAGUACAUUGACAGUGCGGACAUGGUGUUGGUGAUGACGGUGGAGCCCGGCUUCGGGGGACAAAAGUUUAUGGCCGAUAUGAUGCCGAAGGUUCAGUGGCUAAGGGAGCACUACCCUGCCCUAGACAUUGAGGUUGACGGUGGUGUUGGGCCGGCCACGAUUGAGCAGUGCUCAAAGGCGGGUGCCAAUAUGAUCGUUGCCGGAACUGCGAUCAUACGGGCCGACGAUCAGGCGGCAGUGAUUCGCGAUUUGAGAAGUGCCGUGCAGAGUGCUAUUAAUCAUGGAGGACAAUGCUAAUCACUGGCCGCACGCAAUAAUACGCUAAAUAUACCGAUUUGCUAAAAAAAUGUUAAAAA